Molecule: messenger RNA, 843 nt
Organism: Adineta ricciae
Lineage: Eukaryota; Metazoa; Rotifera; Eurotatoria; Adinetida; Adinetidae
Source: the annotation of a GenBank genome assembly
AUGUUAUCAAAUGGAAGGAUAUUAGUCACUGGUGAACUGAAUGUUAACACUAAUCUGAACAGUGUUGAAUUCACGAAUGANUAUGCGAAUGUUAUUCGAUGUAAAACAAGUCCGGUGGUACCUACGCGUCAUUCUGACAUUGAUAUUCUUGUGUCUGUACCCGGUGUUGUUGAAAGUUUAAAAAUUAUAACUCGAGCAAAAUCUCUGAAAAUCGCCCGUUUUGCUUUCGAACUUGUCAAACAUCAUGAUCGGAAGAAGGUCACGGCAAUUCACAAGGCAAACAUCAUGAAGCUAAGCGAUGGUUUAUUCAUCGAUUGCUGUCGUGAAGUCGCAGCGGAGUAUUCCGAUAUCAAAUUUGACACUAUGAUUGUUGACAAUACUUGUAUGCAGCUAGUCAAUCGUCCGACUCAAUUCGAUGUGAUGGUUAUGCCGAAUUUAUAUGGAAAUAUUGUAGCAAAUGUCUGUGCGGGACUAGUCGGAGGCUCAGGUUUUGUUGCUGGAUCAAACUACGGCGAUCGUUAUGCGAUUUUCGAGCAAGGAACACGAAAUACAGGAAUUGGUAUUGCAGGAAAAAACAUCGCAAAUCCAUCGGGAAUGCUUUUCGCUGCAGCGAAUAUGUUGAAAUUCUUAGGUCUGGAUGAACAUUGUUCAGUUAUAAAGAAAGCGGUUUUAACGACAAUUCAAGAACGAAAAUUGAAAACGCCGGAUAUUGGAGGAUCAGCGACGACAACAGAAUUCGUUCAAAGUGUUUUGAAUGAAAUUGCGCAAAUGACACCGACGAUUGGUUUUGAUUAUCAAAUGCAGAAACGAAAAAAUGCAUUUCUUUAUAAAAAUAUCGAUUAA